AUGGCGGAGAACAUAUACAGCAAGGGAACCAGGGUCUGGUUCGAGGACAAGGACCAUGCUUGGAUCUCUGCUGAAGUCCUUUCACUCACAAAGGCUGCCGACGACUCGGUCAAGAUCCUUUUCGUUGACGAACGCGGCAAGGAAAUUACCGUGAAUACCACUAUCAAGGAUAUCAAGGAUGGCGCCAAUACCUUACCUCCCUUAAGGAAUCCUCCGCUGCUGGAAACGGCGGACGAUUUGGCUACUCUCUCUCAUCUCAACGAACCCUCCGUCCUUCAUACAAUACGGAAUCGUUAUGCUCAACACAGUAUCUACACGUACAGCGGCAUUGUGCUUAUUGCCGUCAACCCAUUUCAGCGUGUCACUCUUUAUGGCCCCGAGAUCAUACAAGCAUAUAGCGGCAGGCGACGAGGCGACCUGGAACCACAUCUGUUUGCCAUUGCAGAAGACGCGUAUACUGCCAUGAGGAAGGAGGGCAUGGGCCAGACUAUCAUCGUUUCAGGAGAGAGUGGUGCCGGAAAAACAGAAUCUGCAAAAUUUAUCAUGCGCUAUCUGGCUUCGGUCAACCCCCCUGACUCUACCGCUAAAGGCAAGACAAAGUUCUCUCUAGACGACUCCAGUGAAAUAGAACGGCAAAUAUUGGCGACAAACCCCAUCCUUGAGGCAUUUGGAAACGCGAAGACGACACGAAAUGAUAAUUCUUCACGCUUUGGCAAAUAUAUCCAGAUUCUGUUCGAUGGUAAACAAGAAAUCGUCGGCGCGCGCAUUCGAACAUACCUUCUUGAACGCUCCCGAAUCGUUUUCCAACCCCUCACAGAGCGCAAUUAUCACAUCUUUUAUCAGCUAUGUGCAGGUGCACCUUUGAAGGAACGGAAGGAUCUUGGGUUGGAUACCGACGUUUCAAAGUUCCAUUACCUCAAACAAGGCGGUCCUUUGUCAACUCCCAUAGCAGGGGUGGAUGAUGCUGAAGAGUUCAGGUCCACCCAGCAGGCUUUAUCCACCGUCGGAAUCAGUGUUGAAAAGCAAUGGGCCGUGUUCAGACUUCUCUCUGCUCUACUCCACCUAGGCAAUGUCAAGAUCACGCAGCUACGAACGGAUGCCAUGAUUGAAGAAAACGAUUCUUCAUUACUUCUCGCAACGCGAUUUCUUGGCGUCAGUCUUGCAGACUUUAAGAAAUGGACCGUCAAGAAGCAGAUUACUACGCGUAGCGAGAAGAUUGUCUCCUCAUUGAAUGCUGCCCAGGCAACUGUUGUUCGGGACAGUGUCGCCAAAUUCGUCUAUGCUUGCAUGUUCGAGUGGUUGGUGGCCAUUGUCAAUGAAAGUUUGGCAGGCGAAAACGGGGACGCGGCCGAUCGGGCCGAGAUGUUCAUUGGGGUACUGGAUAUUUACGGUUUCGAGCAUUUCCAAAAGAAUUCCUUCGAACAAUUUAGUAUCAACUAUGCCAACGAGAAGCUGCAGCAGGAGUUCAAUUCUCACGUCUUCAAACUAGAACAAGAAGAGUACAUGAAGGAGGAAAUAAAUUGGACCUUCAUCGAUUUCUCAGACAAUCAACCGUGUAUCGACGUUAUCGAGGGUAAAUUGGGCGUGUUGGCACUUCUUGAUGAAGAGUCUCGUCUACCCUCUGGUAGCGACGCCUCUUUCCUGCAAAAGCUUCACAAUCAAUUGGGCAAACAGGAAUAUAAGAAAGUCUUCAAGAAGCCUAGGUUCGGUAACACCGCCUUCACCAUUGCUCACUACGCCCUUGACGUCACAUACGAAGCGGAAGGUUUCUUGGAAAAGAACAGAGAUACUGUGCCGGACGAGCACAUGACUCUUCUUGCAGCUACACGGAAUCCUUUCCUGAAGGAGGUCCUUGACGCAGCUUUGCUUUCAACGAAACCUUCUGAUAGUCCCCAUCCCGCAUCACCUGCAUUUUCGGAUUCAGCAAGUGGUGGCUCUCGUCGUUCUUCGGUCAUCCCAGAUCCUGGUCGACAGUCUUGGAUGGGUCCGGCACCCUCCGCUUCCACAGCAAGUACGGGUGGUCUGAAACGAGGCGCAGGCGCCGUCAAGAAGCCAACCCAAGGCUCCAUCUUUAAAGCCUCUUUGAUCACACUCAUGGAUACGCUUAGCGUCACAAAUGUGCAUUACAUUCGGUGUAUAAAACCGAACGAACUGAAGAAACCAUGGGAGUUCCAACCACAACAGGUGUUAGGUCAACUUCGAGCCUGUGGUGUAUUAGAAACAAUUCGCAUCAGUUGUGCUGGAUAUCCAACUCGAUGGACUUACGAAGAGUUUGCGGAGCGGUACUACAUGCUCGUUCCAUCAUCAAUAUGGCAGCCUCUCAUACAGUCUCUGGAUCUUCGACAGCUAUGUGCAGCCAUUCUUGAAAAGACCCUUGAAGACCCUGAUAAGCAUCAGAACGGCCUAACAAAGAUCUUCUUCCGUGCAGGAAUGCUUGCAGCUUUGGAGUCUAUGCGGACGGAUAGGCUGAACGCUAUGGUCACAGUAGUUCAAAAGAACAUGAGGAGACGUAUGGCGGUUAAGAAGUACCAACAGCUCCGACACGCUACAAUUAGGAUACAAACGUGGUGGCGAGGUAUCAGGGCAAGGAGGCUUGUGGAGCACAUCCGACGUGAAGUUGCUGCUAAGCGCCUGCAAACAGCCAUCCGGAGGUUUAUCCAGAGAUCCCAUUUUCUGGAUAUCAAACGAGGAAUCACACUGUUCCAGAGCCGUGUCCGGGGUGUCCAGGCCCGCCAACGAUACAGAGAAGCAAGAAGCGGAAAUGCUGCUGUACUCCUUCAAAGUCUCAUUCGUGGCGUGUUUUCUCGGCGGUCCUUCCGGUCCGACGUCAAGCAUGUUGUCUACUUGCAGUCUUGCAUCCGACGGCGUCUUGCACGUAAGGAACUAAAGGCAUUGAAAGCCGAAGCGCGUUCAGUUUCCAAGUUCAAGGAGAUAUCCUACAAGCUCGAAAACAAAGUUGUUGAACUUACGCAGAAUCUCCAGAAGCGUACUGAGGAGAAGAGGGACUUGCAACGAAAGCUGGAGGAAUUGGAGCAACAAUUGCAGCAAUGGAUCAAUCGUCACGAAGAGGCCGACGUACGUACCAAGGCACUGCAGUCAUCGCUGCAAAAUGCCGAAGCACAGCUCUCUCAGCGAGAUGAUAUCCUUCAGGCCAAAGUCGACGUAGAGCAGCGGUUAGAGGAAGCCCUUGCAAAGGUCGCCGAGAAGGACGAAUUGAUCCAAAAGCUGAGCGCUGAAGUUAGCCAGCAAGCCACUCGGUUGGAACAACAACAACGAGUAGUUGAGAGUACUCCUAUUCGUAACCAGGAGGACAACUCUGUCAUCAUGACUCUGAAGAACGAAGUUGGCAACCUGCGGGAGCAACUGAACAGAUCUAAUGCUCUGAACGCUUUGACACGGGGAUCACGCGCCGAGCCCCCUCCUCUUUCCCCGACAUUCGCCCCUACACUCCGAGCUGCAGAGGCCAACGGUGUUAAUGGUGUACAGAGGCAUCAGCGAAGACACAGUUCUGCCGGUGUCUAUGCUAUACCUCCAUCCGACCACCGGUCUUCUACCGAUGAGUUGAUGUAUGAUGUACGGAAGGACCAUGUAUUGAACCCUCGUGCAGUGUCAGUGGCUUUCAACGGAGAGGAUAACUAUCUGCGUUUCCGCCCGAACGGCUUGCCUGACAUACGGGACUACGAGGAUCCUGCGGAAGAAAAGAUCAAGCUGAUGCAGGAUAACAAACGCCUGGAGGAAGACGUGUUCGAUGGCCUUGUUCGCGGUUUGAAGAUACCAGCGCCAAGUUUGACAAACCCCUCCGCUGUAAAGGAAAUUCUAUUCCCGGCCAACUUAAUCAGCCUUAUCACUAACGAGAUGUGGAAAUAUGGUUUGAUACAAGAGAGCGAGAGGUUCCUCGCAAAUGUCAUGCAAACCAUCCAAACACACGUCAUGUCGUUUGCUGGCGAAGAUGCGAUUGUGCCCGGUAUUUUCUGGCUGUCAAACGUCCAUGAAAUGCUAUCGUUCAUAUGCGUGGCCGAGAGUGACAUGCUUCAAGGUAUCGGACCCGGGGAGGAGACUUCUGUUCGGGAUUUCGAUUGGAAUGACUAUGAACGGCUGGUAUCGGUCGUCAAGCAUGAUCUCGAUUCCUUGGAGUACAACAUCUAUCACACAUGGAUGCUGGAAACGAAGAAGAAGCUUUCCAAAAUGGUCAUCCCUGCCCUCAUCGAGAGUCAGUCGUUACCAGGUUUCACCACGAGUGAUGGCGGAGGCCGUCUCUUCAAUCGGCUGCUCAGUAGUAACACGCAGCCAGCGUACAGCAUGGACGAUAUUUUGAAUUUAUUGAAUAAGGUGUGGAAGAGUUUGAAGAGUUACUACAUGGAGGAGUCUGUGGUGCAGCAGGUUGUCACCGAGCUUCUGAAGCUGAUUGGUGUGACGAGUUUCAAUGAUCUCCUUAUGAGAAGGAAUUUCUCUUCAUGGAAGAGAGCGAUGCAAAUACAGUACAACAUCACCCGGAUAGAAGAGUGGUGCAAAUCUCACGACAUGCCAGAAGGGACGCCACUGCGGCCCGACAUAGAAAUUAUCUAUGAUGUGUGCUGGAUGCUGAGUCCUAUGCAAAUUCAACGGAUGUGCACGAACUAUUAUGUUGCUGAUUAUGAGAACCCGAUUUCCCCCGAAAUACUACGGGUGGUAGCAUCGCGAGUCCAAGCUAAUGACCGAAAUGACCACCUCCUUCUGUCACCAGAGACAGAAGAAGUAGGACCAUACGAGCUUCCACUUCCUCGCGAAGUGUCUGGCUUGGAAACUUAUGUCCCAGCGUACUUGAAUGUUUCUCAUCUCCGGCGUCUAGCAGCACUAGUUUCAUAG
Messenger RNA from Desarmillaria tabescens, 4845 nucleotides. Its product is annotated as myosin 5. Lineage: Eukaryota; Fungi; Basidiomycota; Agaricomycetes; Agaricales; Physalacriaceae. The record is from RefSeq and is a predicted model, not a curated record. Gene Ontology annotation, molecular function: ATP binding; microfilament motor activity; actin filament binding. The coding region runs from base 1 to 4845 and encodes 1614 amino acids. Gene Ontology annotation, cellular component: actin cytoskeleton; myosin complex; cytoplasm. Gene Ontology annotation, biological process: vesicle transport along actin filament; actin filament organization. The transcript is spliced from 15 exons.